AUGGCUGUUCGUGUGGCAGACCACAACUUCACGGCCCGGAAUCCUCCAGCUUUCACCCGUCUAGUGACAGGCGUAAUGAUGCAUCCCUCCUUCACAUACGACGUAUCAAGCUCUGGCUUUGACAUCGCACUCCUGCAGUUGCAACACCCAAUAGACCGAUCCAAGCAUAACUCUGAACACCAGCUGUAUCGAACAAAACAAACACACGCACUCACAGACGGCGCAGCUGGUCCACCACUGGGUGAUGAACUGCGGUUCGAUGAAGUGCUUAUGACCCAUCUGGUAGAGCCCAGUUCCAGUGAUCGCAUCUUCUUCCUCAGGAAUGCUUCGUGGGACUCGAAUAUUCUUUACUAUUGGCGAUUCUUACUACUUCCUAUUGACGAGUAUGAAUUAAAAGAUAUUAACGCCAUUUGUCAUGGUGACAGUGGUGGAGGACUCCUAUGUUUACAUCCAGAUGGAUCUAAAUGGGUUGUGUACGGCGUAUUUUCUACAGGCACCCCCAAUUGCUUGGCGGGAUUCAACGUAUUUGCGUUGACAGGAACGAAGCUCGAUUGGAUUGAACAAGUCAUCAGAGCAAAUCCCUAG
Messenger RNA from Dibothriocephalus latus, 585 nucleotides. The record is from the annotation of a GenBank genome assembly. NCBI's taxonomy places the organism in Eukaryota, Metazoa, Platyhelminthes, Cestoda, Diphyllobothriidea, Diphyllobothriidae.